Messenger RNA from Adineta ricciae, 1275 nucleotides. NCBI's taxonomy places the organism in Eukaryota, Metazoa, Rotifera, Eurotatoria, Adinetida, Adinetidae. The record is from the annotation of a GenBank genome assembly.
AUGUCGGACGCGGCGGCAACAACAAAUGGAGUAAAGAAUAAGUUUGAUGGCGAUGGCGUGGUAUUUAAAGGCAAACUCAUCGGAAUGGAAGAUUUAUCCAUGGAUCGUGACGAGAAAGUUUGUCUUGAUUCAAUGUUUAAGUUGAAAGCGGUAGUACGCGCUCGUGGAGAACAUAAACAAAGAAUUCAAUUAAAUCUAACGAUGAAUGGAGUGAAAGUUUAUGAUGACACGUCGAAAACUUUAAUUGCGUCUCAUGAAGUUGAACGAGUCUCGUUCGUGGUUUUAGAUCCACGUGACCAACGAGCAUUUGGAUAUGUCUACAAUACCAGCGACGAUCGACAUCAAUUCUGGGCAAUUAAAACCGAACGACAAGCCGCUACAACUGUACUUGCCUUGAAAGAACUUUUUGAAACGGCAUUUGAGGAAUUUACUAAAGCAGAAAAAGAAAAAGUAAAAGCUACUUCAGAAGUAACACCUGCACCAACUCCAGUAGCAGAACAAUCGACUUUGAUAUCUACGUCAUCACCCACGACACCAUCUCCUCAAGUAACAACACCACGAGCACCUGAAACCGAUUCCAUAUGGGGAGAUCUCACUUCGCCUGCAGCUCCAAGUGUAGCACCAGCACCUCAACAGGUACAACAACAACAACAAUCAACACCUAAUAUCGAUCUAUGGGAUGCAGGUGAACCCAAUCUUAUGGGAGGUCAGGCUGCUCAAAGUUCUUCUGAUGAUAUGUUUGGUUUACUUGGAUCACCAACACCAUCGAUACCAGCAGUCAAUCAAUCAAUCCCGGCUGCCACUUCUCCCGCAGACGAUCUAUUUUCCAUGUUUGCACCUGCUGCACCUGCUGCACCAGCGCCUGUCAUUAGUAAUACUGCCAUUGCUCGACCACCACCACCACCACAACCAGCUAUUAUUCCCCAACAACCAAAUUUACCCUUUGCUACACCCUUCGCAGGCAUUGUUCCUCAACAACAAAACUUACUCUUUUCCCAACCCGCACCUGCUGUUCCCCGACAACCGCCACCACCGCUACCACAACAGAACUUACUCUUUGCUGCACCUACGCCAUUUGCCGCUCCUCAACAACUACCUCAGCAGAACUUACUCUUUUCCCAACCCGCACCUGUUGUUCCUCAACAACCAUCACUACCACAACAACAACAACAACAGCAGCCGAGCUUACUCUUAGCUACACCCGCACCUGCUACCGUUCCACCACCAGCUACCAAAGCAGUUGAUGAAUUCGAUUUACUCGGUGACUUUGCCUAA